AUGGUGAAACAGAGCAAAGCAAAGACACGUCUGCCAGAUGAACAAGAAACACGCUUCGGCAGCGAAGCCCUCUCCUCGGAAGAAGAGGAUGCGGAUUCUCGCUACGGCGCGCUGACAGCCGCCGACCAAAGCCCGUCUUCGAAGAAGAGCAUCACGCAGAUCAUGAAGGACAAGAAGAAGCAGACGCAGCUCACCCUGCAAUGGCUGGAAGAAAACUACAUUGUAUGUGAAGGAGUUUGUUUACCAAGAUGCAUCCUUUAUGCCCAUUAUUUAGACUUCUGCAGAAAAGAGAAACUGGAACCUGCCUGUGCUGCAACUUUUGGCAAGACCAUUCGCCAGAAAUUCCCUCUCCUCACCACAAGGCGGCUUGGAACAAGGGGCCAUUCAAAGUAUCACUAUUAUGGAAUUGGCAUUAAAGAAAGCAGCGCAUAUUACCAUUCUGUGUAUUCUGGAAAGGGCUUAACCAGGUUCUCUGGAAGCAAGCUAAAGAAUGAGGGUGGUUUUACUCGUAAAUAUUCUCUGAGUUCCAAAACUGGAACGCUCCUCCCAGAGUUUCCAAGUGCUCAACACCUUUUGCUUCAAGGGUGCCUUUCUAAAGACAAGGUAGAUACUCUUAUCAUGAUGUACAAAACGCACUGUCAGUGUGUCCUUGACAAUGCAAUUAAUGGGAACUUUGAAGAGAUUCAGCAUUUCCUAUUACACUUUUGGCAAGGAAUGCCUGACCAUCUUCUUCCUCUGCUUGAAAAUCCCAUCAUCAUUGACAUUUUCUGUGUCUGUGACUCAAUACUAUAUAAGGUUCUUACAGAUGUACUCAUCCCUGCAACAAUGCAAGAAAUGCCAGAAAGUUUACUGGCAGAUAUAAGAAGUUUUGCAAAAAACUGGGAACAGUGGGUUGCUUCCUCUUUGGAAAAUCUACCAGAAAGCCUGAUAGAUAAGAAAUUGCCUAUUGCACGAAGAUUUGUUUCCUCCCUGAAACGACAGACGUCAUUCCUACACCUGGCACAGAUUGCUCGACCAGCUCUUUUUGAUCAGCAUGUGGUGAAUUCCAUGGUGUCGGAUAUUGAAAAAGUUGAUUUGAAUAGUAUUGGUUCUCAGGCCCUUCUUGCAGUUUCAGGCAGCACAGACUCUGAUGGGGAAGCCUAUAGUGAAUAUGACUCUAUUACAGUGUUCCAAGAACUGAAGGACCUUCUAAAGAAGAAUGCCACUGUGGAAUCAUUUAUUGAAUGGUUGGAUACUGUGGUUGAGCAAAGGGUUAUCAAGGCAAGCAAGCAAAAUGGGAGGUCUUUAAAGAAGAGAGCUCAAGACUUCCUUCUGAAAUGGAGCUUUUUCGGUGCUCGAGUGAUGCAUAACCUAACUCUAAACAACGCAUCAAGUUUUGGUUCUUUUCAUUUGAUCCGCAUGUUACUAGAUGAGUACAUCCUGCUUGCAAUGGAGACACAGUUCAACAAUGACAAAGAACAAGAACUCCAGAAUCUACUGGACAAAUACAUGAAGAAUUUAGAUGCAAGCAAAGCCACCUUCACUGCAUCACCAAGCUCUUGCUUCCUAGCAAAUCGCAACAAAGCCGCUCCUCUGCCCAGUGACACUUCAGUCAAAAAUGAGUGCCUUGGAGAGCAAACCUAUGUGUCCUUGUCAGCUGGCCAGCCCAGCAGUGCAUCUUCUGGGCUGAACCCCUUCACCACAGGAGAUGGGGAGAGUAUGCAGCUGACAGAUCAAAUGGAGCUGUCUCAAAGCACUGGUCACCUCAUGACUCCACCCAUUUCACCAGCCAUGGUCAGCCGAGGAAGUGUUAUCAACCAGGGGCCAAUGGCUGUGAGACCUCCCAGCAUAGGUCCCAUGUUAUCAACACAUUCACAGUGCUCUUCCUACUCAGAACCCCUUUACCAGACUUUGUCACAGACUAAUCAGAAUUAUUAUGGAAACAAUUCCAAUUACCAGACUAUGUUCAGGACACAGGCCCAUUCCACUUCAGGAGUCUACGACCACAGAGCAGAGCCCAGCCGAUUCAAUGCCUUGAGUGAACAGCAGUUCUCCAGAGACUACUUCAGCAACAGUUGUGCUGUGUCUCCCUACAAUGCCAGAUCCCCUUCCAGCUAUGGUCCGUCUGGCAUGUCUCAGGACACACACAAUAUGCAGUUUCUGAAUACCGGGAGUUUCAAUUUCUUGAACAACUCAGUGUCUACAUGUCCAGGAACAGCUUAUCCUGCUAAUGCUUCCAAUGGAUAUUAUGGAAACAGCAUAAAUUAUUCAGAAUCUCACAGACUUGGAACAAUGGUGGACCAACAUGUUUCUGUAAUCAGCAGUGUCAGCAGCAUUCGGCCACUGCCAUCCUACAGUGAUAUACAUGAUCCACUGAAUAUCUUGGAUGACAGCAGAAGAAAACAAACAGGCUCAUACUACACAGAGUCCUCACCUUCAAUUGUCUGCCGGACCCCCAUGGCUUCAAGCUUGCAAACCACAUCUUCUUCACAGUGUAUGUACGGAACAUCUGGUCAGUUCCCUUCCCAGGAAAAUCUGGAGGUCCAUGCCUCAGCAAGCAGAGAUAUGGUGCCAUCUUUACCACCAAUCAACACUGUCUUCAUGGGAGCAGCUGCUGGAGGAACCUAACUGGGAGAGGCCUGUCUGUGCCCUAAGCUUACUUUCCAGCCCCUGACAUUAAGGCUAUGAUGAUAAUCCCCUUCCAAGCUGGUGGAAGAUAAAAGUAUUAUAUAUUAAAGGACCCAUUUUAGCAAUGUUAUCAGCCCUUCACACACAAAAAAUAGCUAUAUUUAGGUUGGGUCUUGCUUGUGAAUCUCUCAGGAUUGUUCUUACCAUUACAGCUUUUUAGUCAGAAAUUCAGGGUAAGCAGAAAGAACCAGUGAUUCUUGCAUGCAAGAAUAAGUUGUAAAAAAAUUAUUACAUCUAUUCCUAAUUUAUUAAAAAUGCUAUUUUAAUCUUUCACUUAUAUCUUUUUUUAUAUAUAUAUAAAAAAAUGUUUAUUUAAUGCCUGUGUUGCUCAUUAUUUAUUAGGACCACAGAGUAACUGUUUACUUUCUCAUAUUUGACAAAUUGUCAAAUGUAUGUAUCCUACCUCCUAUGGAAAUGUUUACAGGGUCAGUUUUUACUGUUUUAAAUGAAACUAAGCCAAACUCUUAAGUUUUUUACUGUUGUGCUCUGGAAAGUAAAUUUCAAAUGUUUAGUGCCUACUUGUGUAAGUGAAAGUCCUCAGGAAAUAAAUAAAACAUAUUACGGAAUUUUAUUUCUCUUCCUCUUAAAAUAAAACCAACAAAACAUGCAAAUUAUCAUAAGCUAACUGACUGCAGUAGCCUGCUGCUGUAGCUGGAUAACUGAAGGAAAUGAAACUAUGCCACUAAAUCUCAUGGGAUUUCAGAAUUACCUGUGGUAUGAGCUCAAAGUUUCUUUAAUGGAAAUCCAUUAAAAUACAUUAAUCAACUUUCAUUUGUUUAGUGCACAUCUCAUUGUGUAACCUGAGACCAAAAGUAAUAAAGAUUAUUUAAAAAUAUUGCAAGCCUUCAGAUAGCUAUUUUAAUUUUAAAAAGUGUUUUACAAGUGCCAUGAUAAUCUUUUCACAAAUACACAUUUAUUUGUGCUUCUGGAAAAGCCAAGAAUAUUCACUAGUGGUGUUACAGAGGUGAAGAGAACACACAAAACAAGCUUCUUGCUAAGCAUUCAUGAAAUAGCAGGUGUUAUUUUAUAAUCAGACUGUCCCAACACCAGAUUCAGGUUUGGAUUUAAAUCCACUCCAAUUCAACCCAUUAAAUAUAUGCUGAAUAUUGUGGAAUUGAAGAAAAGUACAUUUUUUGGUGGAGGAAAUGGAUGCUACCUGAAUGAAACUUUUCUUUCUGAUGCUGUAUAACUUCCUUUAGUGUCUCUCUAUCAUGAGAUGUCUGGCUGCAGAAAUGCAAUCAAAAACAUUGACUAGGACUAGGUCAUCAAGAAUUCUGGAUAUGACACAAUUGAUGUAG
This is a messenger RNA of Cyanistes caeruleus (blue tit), 3965 nucleotides long. The record is from RefSeq and is a predicted model, not a curated record. NCBI's taxonomy places the organism in Eukaryota, Metazoa, Chordata, Aves, Passeriformes, Paridae.